GCCCUCUCUCACCACAGCCCUGCCGCCACCCCUGCGAUUGCGAUACUUGGUUUCCGUUAGCGUUCCUCGCACGACAUUCGCGCAGCAGCGCUUGUACUAGUAAUACCUGUUUCACGACCUUUUACCCACUAUGGGCCGGUGGACCCAGUAUGAUGAGGAUGAUUACCGCUUGCCAGAGGGCAUGAAGCGUGUGGGCUAUGAUGCAGACACACAGAAAUAUACUUUCAGAGAUCAGGACGGUGUCUAUUGGGAAGGUCCCGAGGGCGCGGAAUAUGGGGAGCUCAGAAAAGUUGGACAAGAGUCGCGCAGCAGCGCUGACCUUGAAGCUACGGCACCUUCAAGGGAAGAUGGCUACGCAUCAGUUCCUGAAUUGGUCGGAGGCCGGACCCUUCGUGACCGCAACAGGGAUGCAUGGCGCCAGCUUUUGCCAUUCUUCUUAAUCAUCGCCGUCUUCCUCUUAUUGGUCUUCCGUCUGUCCCCAUCAUUCAUCAAACCACGUCAGAUAUCGUGCCCGGAGCACAGCAGACCAAUGGUCGUCAAAUCUGGCGAUACGUGCUGGGAUAUAGCCCAAGAAUACGGGACGUCGCUGGAAAACCUACGGUCGAUUAAUCCGCACAUUAACUGCUCCACAUUGAAGCCGGGACAGAGGAUGUGUGUUCCCAUGGACGACUGAGUAGGAAGGUCGUCUCACUUGGCAUUUUUUUCUUUUUCCUUCCGCAAACAGUAUGAAUGAUUAUGACCGAGCAUUGAAUAUUCCAUCAUCAUUAGUCUCCUCUACUCAUUGUAAUAUACGUAUAUACGUUGUAUAAUAUUACGAUCACUUCGUCGC
Molecule: messenger RNA, 829 nt
Organism: Fomitiporia mediterranea MF3/22
Lineage: Eukaryota; Fungi; Basidiomycota; Agaricomycetes; Hymenochaetales; Hymenochaetaceae
Product: LysM-domain-containing protein
Exons: 4
Coding region: 131-673 (180 amino acids)
Source: RefSeq, a predicted model, not a curated record